This is a messenger RNA of Orbilia oligospora ATCC 24927, 543 nucleotides long. RefSeq lists its product as uncharacterized. The coding region runs from base 1 to 543 and encodes 180 amino acids. NCBI's taxonomy places the organism in Eukaryota, Fungi, Ascomycota, Orbiliomycetes, Orbiliales, Orbiliaceae. The transcript has a single exon. The record is from RefSeq and is a predicted model, not a curated record.
AUGGCUGGGGGGUGGAUAUGGUGGAACGGCGGACCUGACGAAACCGGUCGAUACCUGACCCUCCCCGGUGGACCCGAUCAUUAUGAUCGAAGUUGGUUGGAUAUUGUCUUCGACGGGGUACCUAUUCCUGGUACGGAGCCUCAACUCUUCUUCGAAGGCGCGGAUCCCUACGGGUAUCAGCCAGGUCCCGGUUCUUACGGAUACCCGAUCUCUGAUCCCUACGGGUAUCAGCCAGGUUCCAGUUCUUACGGAUACCCGGUCUCUGAUCCUUACGGGUAUCAGCCAGGUUCCAGUUCUUACGGAUACCCGGUCCCUGAUCCCUACGGGUAUCAGCCAGGUCCCGGUUUUUACGGAUACCCGGGCUCUGAUGAAUAUUAUUGGAGAGGGGCUGGUGGUGGGGCUGGGGGUGGGUUCGGGGGUAAUGGUGAUAGUGGGGGGGUAUUAAAACGAGGACUUGGGCCACCGAGGUCAAUGGAGGGUGGUAAAUCGUCUCCUAGAAGGCGUAUGAUCAGGGGGGGUGGAAGGCCUGUCAACCUCCCCUAG